CCACACUUGCACUUUUACUAUCCUUUCUGCAAGACUCUCAGCUGCUGGCUGUUCCAAGGAUAAUCAGCAACAGUAGGACAGGACUACUCUGAAAUGGUCCUAAUUACUCCAAAAUGGCUUCGCCAGCCUCAUAUUCCUCCUGCAUUGCCGCGGCGAGGCUCCGGUGUGAGCCGCGGCGCGGUGGGACUGCUGCUGCAGCGCGUGCCCGCAGCGCGUGCCCGGCCUGGCGCGGCCCCGCUGCACAGGCCAGCCCGGCAAGACCAGCACGGGCCCAGGUGCCAGCGUGGCAAGGCUCCGGCGUGGCCCCGGCAGCGGAGCGGCCCCGGCCCAGCGGGAUCCUGCUGCGGCGCGGGACAGUCCCAGAGCGAGCAGACACGUGGCCCCGGCCCCGCAGCAGCGCGCGCGCGGGCCCCAGGACCUGGAGAAGCCGCGCGGAGAACAGGUGCCCCUCCCCCUGCUUGGUGGCAGCAGCAGCUUGAAGGGCCCCGCACACUGUCGAUAGAGCCCGAGCAGCCAACGCCCCUGGACAGCAGCGAAAAGAAACCAAACCCCAAAGCUAAAGUGAAUUUGUAAUACCAGUUUUACAGCCUUGUAUAAUUGUUAAUCCUAUUUUCCCAUGAAGUAGUUUUACAAUUAUGCCUUUCUAGUUUUUGUGUGUGUGAAUAUUGUAGAUUCCCCUGUUUUCUGUUUUAGAAAGCCUUUAGAAAGCCUUCUGUUUAGAAAGCCUUUUCAGGUCACAAGGGUAGAUCCAAGGGAAGCAGUUUUUGAAUUGUCUUCUUGUAAGGCACGAUUCAGUGGUAGACUAUUGAAUCAGUAACGCUUUUGGGUUUAUGCUGUCCUCAGUUAGUUCUGAGGGUGAUUGAUAACCUAAUAUGGUGUCUGAGAAAGUAUUUGACGGUUUUUGUAGUUUUUUCCUCUUGUUUUUCUUUUGAUGACCUAAAACUGGGGGUCUUUUGUUAGGUCUCUGGCACUUCUGGUGCAAGUAUAGACGAAAAAAUCCCCAAUGGGUACAUAUGGAUGAAUGUAAACAAUUGCAUGCAGACUGUAGGUCCUUUCAGUUGAACCAGUUGGAAAGUGAAAGGAGUGAUUUGGCUCAGAUCCGUGAGUGUUGGUGACUUGCUGUUCAGGCCUUACAGGAUCCCGUGACAGAUCAGUGGCAGCUUGAGUUGAUUUAAAUUCCUCACUGCCCCUGCCUGGCCCCAGUGGGGGAACUGCAGCAGGCCACCUGGAGAAUCUGAGGCCGUAUGUGGAGCCCGGGGAACUCCAAGUGUUUUCCUGUCCCUAGAGUGGGAGCAAGGUCAGCGCCACAGCCUGAACUGGGGGCUGUGGUGGUCUGAAAAGCCAGUUGGAAAAGGCUAGACACUAUUAGGCCAGUCACGCUGAAAAGGCUCAAACAAAUUUGUUAAUUUGUUUCAAAUCUUGCCAUAUAAAACCACAUAACCCGUCUACCACAAUUACAAGGUCAGAUAAAAGUUCACAGUAUAACAUAAUCCUUACUGCAAUUGUAUUUAGUUUCAUGCUGCAAAACUGUGUAAUUACUGUUUCAUUUUAAAUUGUUAAUUAUCAUAUGUCAUAUUUCUCUUCUCACAUUUUAAAGAAAAAAAGGGUGAAUUGUGGAAUUGCAUUUUAUGGAAAUGGUUUGCUCUUGUUCACCCCUGGAAAAUGUAUGGUUUAUCCCAAGUCUGUAUCCUCCCUGCAGUAUCAAGUUAUCUGUAACCUCAUUGGCUGGAGAAUGUUACCGUGCCCCUUUGAACCUCGGUGUUAAGAAUGCAAAGGCAGAAGGCUCUGCCGCUUUGCCCCUCUUCCCCUGGAGGCCUCUGGACGCUCC
This is a messenger RNA of Prinia subflava (tawny-flanked prinia), 1828 nucleotides long. RefSeq names its product skin secretory protein xP2-like. The coding region runs from base 94 to 573 and encodes 159 amino acids. The transcript has 2 exons. The record is from RefSeq and is a predicted model, not a curated record. Lineage: Eukaryota; Metazoa; Chordata; Aves; Passeriformes; Cisticolidae.